AUGGACACUGCCAAACUUGUGGAAUUGAUGUUGUUGCGAGAGGAACAAGUUUCAAAAUUCCUCGAUCUCGAAUUUGCAUUGUUAUCUGUUGGAGUUUCCAACUUGAUUUCUUCAAAAGAAGAAUCUGUCAUAGCAAAACUUGGCAAGAGACUGAACGAAUUGUGCAACGUUUUGAAUCAGGACACAACCAAUCCACCAACCUCCAUCGAUGACAUGCUACGAAAAUUGAAAGAACUUGUUGAGGUGACCAAGUUCCCUCUUUCUGUGCAACGAUGGCUUGGCACUGAUUCAGAUUCUGAGUGUGGUGGUGGUGACAUUUCUGAAGGUAAUACCACUCCCAAAAAAUCUCAUCCUCACCGCGAAGUUGCAAGUCCAAUUAAGGCCUCUAAAAAUGAUAUGGAUGACAUGAUGUCUUGGACACCACCCAAGAACAGAGGCAAUAAUGGUCGUAACAAUGCAUUGUUGGAUGAUCCAAACUUUUACUUUGUUUCCAAUAAUGAAGAGAAAAUUUCUCUUGAUAUUGAAGACAGAGAGGAGCAAUUUAUUAGCUCCCCACUCAAGAGAAAGCUUGAUCAUCGUUACAAGUCCAUUCUUACCGCCAUUCGAGAUGACUUGUUACGGGUAAAGAGUAUUAGUGAAAUUAUUCCAAAACUCAAGAAUGUCCUGGAGCACAAUGCUCAAAUGUAUUCAUUUAUUUUCUCUCUGAUUAAUCUUGGAAAUUAUAAUGGUGACAAGAAAUUUGGAUACUUUUUAUUGGAUGUCGACAAGGUUAUUGAUUUGGAUAAUCUUUUUGCAGAUAUCAUUUGGUAUCGAAGACUGUAUGAAAAAGUCAAAAAGGAACUUGCCAAUGCUGAAGAUCGUGACCAAAACACAAGUCUCUAUUACAAGUUGAAGGGAGCCAUUGUGGAGUUAAAAAAACAAACGACCAUUAUUGGCAAUUCACAUGAAUCCAACGAAGAUAAGGAAGUCAUUUUAAAAUUGAAACGAAUUCUCAAUGUACAGUACACACAUGAAAUUGUCAGCGAAUGCGAAAGCAUGGUCUCUCAAUUGAAACAAUACGUCAAGACAUUCCCUAAAUUUCAAACACUCAUCAAUGAAUUGUGCAUUGGAUUGAAUGUGAAGAGAAUUGAGGAUGUCAUUCCAGCCGUAAAGAGACUGGUGAAGGUUUCUAAAAGUGUAAAUUUAUUGCUGUAA
Molecule: messenger RNA, 1194 nt
Organism: Naegleria fowleri
Lineage: Eukaryota; Heterolobosea; Eutetramitea; Acrasida; Naegleriidae
Exons: 2
Coding region: 1-1194 (397 amino acids)
Source: RefSeq, a predicted model, not a curated record